CACAGUUUGACAAGUUUGCCAAUAAGAAAAUAGGAGCCAAAAGCGCAGCAAAACGAAGACAAAUUAAAUUUGAUUUUUGAAAAUUUUAUUUGUAAGUAAUAUUUUCCCCAGAAUUGGGGCCUAUUAGCGGCCGAUUGGGGCUCUAAACUUUACUCCAGUGCAAGUAGGUAGUGUGAUUGCUGAAGUGAAACCGUUGAAAGAUAACGGAGGCGUCGAUUUUGACGGUGCAAACAUUCAGUCAAAAACGACUCCACAGAGUGUGGUGGCAGUUUUCCAGUUGGAAUCGCGGCGAGUGCCGAAAUGAUUGGAUAAUAGUGGACGGGUAGAAUAUUCCUGGUUUUUGGAGGCUGUUCAGUAGUGAUUAGUUUUUUGUUGGACGCAAUUUUUAUUUUGGACCUGUUUUUUUCUGACAAAUUUUUCGAGGGCAUAAACGGCAGAAUGGAAGUCGAAGAAGACUACACGUUAGAUGAUGGCAUGGAAGGAUUUGGCAUGCAUACUCUGGAAGAAGGAACGUUUGUCGGUUCGGAUGAUUUGGUUGAAUAUUCUGCGGGCGAGGAUGAGCAAUACGACGAGGUUGGCUAUAUCAAAUCAGAGGAAUCAUUAGAGGACGGCAUCCCAAGAUCGGUAAUUAACAGCCCAAACAUUACGGUGAAACGAGUAGUCAACAGUAACACUGCUAAACCGGUGCCUACAAUACUGCAGAAAGUGGCCCCAAAAGCUUCACAGGUGAUUCGUACGACGAAUGCUACUGGCAAAGUAGUGCUUAUUCAGAGACCACCCAGCUCAGUAGCCCCAGUAAAGCUUCUUAACAAUGUUAAAACAACGCCAGCGUCAACGAAGACAACUUCGUAUCAUCUGGUAAAAAACGACGGAAGCGUGAUGAUGCGGUCAAAAGUCACACCCCAAGCUAUGGUACGUCGAGUAGUUUCUGCUGCGGAAACUUCUACCACCCCCAGGACGAAGGUUAUUGCCAAAGCGCCAACACAUGUCGUGAUCCAUACAAAGUCGGGAACUGCUGGGACCACCACUAAAACGGUUACAGUCGCAGAAGCCCAUCAAAUGGGCCUACUGAAUAACAAGAUGAAACAGAUGGUAGCAGUUGCGAAACCCAAACCAACAGGACCUCUUGCCGCGAAAUCUCCCGUCAAGAUUCUGCCCAGUUCAUCGACGGGAGUUCAAUCCGGAUCCAACCUGGUUCGAUUGAAACAAUCUCCUGGUGCACCAGGACCAUCCGGACAAACCCAUAAAGUCCUUAUUAAGUCAAAUCUAGCGGCAACCAACAAAACUGCUGUACACAGCCAGAAAGUGCUUCUGCCGCAAAGUGCCAUUCAGGCAGGUCAACAAUCGGGACAAAUUCAGGCAAUCAACAUACCGGGUAAAGGCAUACAAUACGUUCGUUUCUUAAACCAGCACUCUAGCUCAACAACCUCUGCCGGCCCCGGGCGUAAAAUUGUUCAAGUGGUGAACAAACCCUCAAACACCGCCACCACGUCUGGUUCGAAAAUUAUUAUGCAGAACGCUAAAACCUACGUGGUGAGCAAUGGCAAUGUAACGACAGUUCGAGCAGCUGGUAAUUCACAGCAGAUUCGAGCGGUCCCAUCUGGUUCCCAAACGUUAGUUCGUAAAGCAAUUGUGUCGACCGAAGGUUCUCAAAUAGGUGUCAUCAAGAGAGAACCGGAUUCGUCUCGGUACAUAACACUAGUCCGUAAAGAGGACAAUUCUUCGGAAGCAGUCACUACACUAACCGCCUCACAGCUAAAUCACCUGAAAGGCUCAUCAGUGAUGGCAGGUGGUUCGAAAACCAAAAUCGUUAUGGUACCUUCUGACUAUACAAGGCAGGUGAAAAUCGAAAAUUCCUACGUAGGGACGGGAUCCACUAGUGCCACCAUGAGCAAUCCUCCCACAAUCAUUUCGGUGAAACGAGAGUCGAUAAGUGGGUCCGACGAUGAAGCUCGUAAAGGCCCGUCUAUAGGGUCCGCCUUUCCCGAUGAAGCGUACAAAAAACGUCCGUGCAAUUGUACAAAAUCUCAGUGCUUGAAGCUGUACUGUGAUUGUUUCGCCAAUGGUGAGUUCUGCUACAACUGCAACUGCCGGGACUGCUACAACAAUCUGGAUAAUGAAGAGGAGCGACAGAAGGCCAUCCGGGCGACGCUGGAGAGGAAUCCGAGUGCGUUCAAACCGAAAGUCUGUGCCGUCAGUGCCGCGGAAGACUCUCUGCGUCAGCACACGAAAGGCUGUAACUGCAAACGUUCCGGUUGUCUUAAAAACUAUUGCGAGUGCUACGAAGCAAAAAUCCCUUGUUCCGGCAACUGCAAGUGCAUAGGUUGUCGCAACACCGAACAAUUCGCCAAAGAAUACGAGUACGCAACGGGAUUGUCUAGCAGCGUAAUUGCGGCUGGCUGUGAAUCAGGGGCGGCAUUAGGAAUUGAUCCGGAUCAUUUAUCCGGCGACGACAGUAUGGCCGAAGCCGGGCAGGCUAGCAGUAGUUUAGGAGCCCCAGUUGCAAUCCUAUCGGGGGUUGGUGAAUGUUCAACCAGCGCAGGAGUGAAACGACCCCUUCCGGCGGAGCCGGAUCUCACCCAGCUACCACCAUCCAAGCAACCGUACAACUUCAUGACGCCGGACGUAAUUGAGGCGACGGUGCAAUGCAUGAUUGCGCAAGCGGACGAGUGCCAGAAGCGUGGGUGCAAUAUACGCACUGCUGAGCGCAUGAUUCUAGAAGAAUUCGGGCGCUGUUUGGUGGAGAUUAUUGACUUCUCUACUAAGUCGGAUAGCUAAAAGGUAUACAUAGUGUGAGUAUGUGUGUGUGUUUGUGUCGACGAUAUUAAGUACAUUGUCGUACUUAUCGACUUAUGGAUAGUUUUCAGUUCAAUCACGGAACAAGAGUAUAUUGCACAUAUAUUUACCUUUACACAAAAGAGAACGCUUCUUACUUUAAAUGAUAAUCUUAAUUAGUUUCGUGUGCCAUUGUGAUGGUACGAAAUAAAUUUGGUUAUUCAACCAGUAAUUGAUAUAAAAUACAUUAGCAAUACAUGUUUUACUAACAUAAAGAAGUUUAUCGGAAUAAUAUUUAUUGUAUUUCACUACUUUCCAUUUCAUCAUUUAUUAUUUUUUGUAAAUCCUAGUCUUCAGCUUUUGUUUUACAAUAGCUUCAUUGUACUUUACAUUUUGGUUAUGAUGGAUUAUAAAAAAAAAUGAAUUCGAAAUAUGCGUAGGAUGGCAUAAGUUGACGUAGAUGUAAUCAGAAAUUUUUCCUCAAAGAUUUAGAUAGAUUAAAUUGAUUGCGGCUGAGUGGAAACAGGGCGGUAUUUUGUAAGAUAGUGUACAAAACAGUUUCAUAAGAUCGACAGUGAUUCAUAGUGUAAUUAAAAUCUGAAUUGACUGUUUUAUUGUUGAUAGAGUGAACAAAAUAAAUA
This is a messenger RNA of Topomyia yanbarensis, 3416 nucleotides long. RefSeq names its product protein lin-54 homolog. Gene Ontology annotation, cellular component: nucleus. The coding region runs from base 439 to 2778 and encodes 779 amino acids. Gene Ontology annotation, biological process: regulation of DNA-templated transcription. The record is from RefSeq and is a predicted model, not a curated record. Lineage: Eukaryota; Metazoa; Arthropoda; Insecta; Diptera; Culicidae. The transcript is spliced from 6 exons.